Messenger RNA from Trichoderma virens Gv29-8, 1632 nucleotides. RefSeq names its product glycosyltransferase family 90 protein. Lineage: Eukaryota; Fungi; Ascomycota; Sordariomycetes; Hypocreales; Hypocreaceae. The transcript has a single exon. The record is from RefSeq and is a predicted model, not a curated record. Bases 1 to 1632 code for a protein of 543 amino acids.
AUGAUCGAAGCCAAAGCUCAUCACGAGGAUUUACUUUCAAAGAGGAGUGAUAAUCUUACAAGCGCUGCUGCUAGAUACCGAGAGCGAAGAGGAAGACACCCGCCGCCGGGCUUUGACAAAUGGGUUGCAGGCGCCAUCGAAAGCAACGCCAUCAUUGUCGAAGAAUACUUCGAUCGCAUCUACACCGACCUGGCCCCCUUUUGGUCUCUUGACACAGAGACAAUUGCACGACGAGCUAGUUCCUGGUUCCAUGUUGUCAAGGUUCGUAAUGGAACGGCAGAAGGUGUAGGGGACGUCGAAGGCAGGGUGAUUUGGCUGCAGCUCUGGACAGAACUCGUCAGUGACUUUGCCGAACACUUGCCUGAUGUCGACAUGCCCAUCAACUACAUGGAUGAAUCUCGAAUCCUCGUCCCUUUCGACGAAAUCACGAAGCUUCGACGAAAAGAGCAGGAGAAAAGGAAGAUGACACCCACUCAAGAAGUCACGACUCAAUUUAAGGGUUUGGGGCGUAUUGACGCUGCCAAACUGGAGCCGUACGAUCCUAAAUGGCACAGCUUUGAUGAUUCUUCAUACUGGGAUUUGUUCGUCAAGACGUGCGGCCCAGAUACACCUGCAUACGGCGUCAAGAGUCUUUCAGACUUUACUGCCCCGGCAGACAUUCCCAGCGAAUGGAAUCCGUCAUACUCCUACAAAGGCUUUGUUCGGAACUGGACAGCAGCCAUGGACCCUUGCAUACAGCCGCACUUGCGCCAGUUGCACGGUACUUUUGUCAAGCCUGUCAGUCUAUCUUCGACGGAAGAGCUGAUUCCGCUGUUUGGCGGCUCCAAGCUUUCGGCGAAUAACGAGAUUCUCAUUCCGGGGGCAAUGUAUCUGGUUAACGACGAAUUCUACGCUGGAGGAGAAGAUCAUGGUGUCUCUUGGAGACACAAAAAAGACGGCAUCGUCUGGCGAGGAGAGGCUUCUGGCGGCCGUGCUGGCGAAGAUAUGUGGCAGCACUUCCACCGUCAUAGGCUGAUUCAGAUGCUCAACGGCACAACUGUCAGCGCGAUGGAGCAAAACAACAAACGAUCUCCCACAUUCGAAAUGCCGUCACGACGGCUCUAUAACAGCGAGCAUCUCUCUCAUGGCCAAGUUGGAGCCUGGCUCAGCGAAAAUGCGAAUGCUGGCUUCGUCAAACUUUGCCCUCCCGACGCAUGCGGUUUCCUGGAGCCGUACUACCACGAAGUCGAUCGCGUUCCAAUGAAAGAACAAUACGGCUACAAGUUUCUGCCUGACGUUGACGGCAAUUCAUUCAGCGCUCGAUACCGCGGCUUUCUGCGGUCAACAAGCAUGCCACUCAAGGCGACAAUAUAUGCCGAGUGGCAUGAUGACCGCCUUGUUCCCUGGAUGCACUUUGCGCCUUUCGAUAACACUUUUCAGGAUCUGUAUUCGGUCCUCAACUUUUUCGCUGACGGUCCAGCGGGCAAAGGCGACGAGGCCGCUCGCUUCAUUGCGGAGACCGGCCAGGCUUGGGCAGAGAAGGUUCUAAGACGAGAGGAUAUGGCGUUGUAUGUUUGGCGGCUAUUGCUUGAGUGGGCUCGCAUCUGCGAUGAAAACAGGGAAAAGCUCGGGUUUGUGGACGACUUACUUUAA